GCUUCCUCCUCCUGGUCUCCUCUCCCUCCGCAGCGCCUCUGCAGAAGAAGAAGAAGAAGCAGGAGCAGCCAGAGGAGAGAAGCAGGAGGAGCAGCAGCAGCAUCAUGACGAGGCGCCGCAGCCUCCCUCCCGGUGGACCCGGGCCCUGAGAGCCCCCCUCCCGUGCCCCCUUCCUUGAGGAAGACCCCUUUGCAGAGGAGGAGAAGGAGGAAGGGGCGUCGAGACCAUGGCCCAGGCCGCCAAGCAGCUCAAGAAGAUCAAAGACAUCGAGGCGCAGGCCUUGCAGGAGCAGAAGGAGAAGGAGGAGUCCAACCGCAAGAGGAGAAACCGCUCCCGGGACCGCAAGAAGAAGGCCGAUGCUGCGACAAGCUUCUUGCGGGCAGCGCGAUCUGGGAACCUGGACAAAGCCUUGGAUCACUUGAGGAAUGGAGUGGACAUCAACACCUGCAACCAGAAUGGGUUGAAUGCGUUGCACCUGGCCUCCAAAGAGGGGCACGUGAAGAUGGUGGCGGAGCUGCUACACAAGGAGAUUGUUCUGGAAACCACCACGAAGAAAGGGAACACGGCAUUGCACAUCGCUGCCCUUGCGGGGCAAGAGGACGUGGUGCGGGAAUUGGUGAACUUCGGGGCAAAUGUCAAUGCACAGUCACAGAAAGGCUUCACACCCCUGUAUAUGGCAGCACAGGAGAAUCACCUGGAAGUUGUCAAGUUCCUGCUAGAGAACAGCGCCAACCAAAAUGUGGCUACAGAAGACGGCUUCACUCCGCUGGCUGUGGCGCUUCAGCAGGGCCACGAAAACGUUGUGGCCCACCUGAUUAACUACGGGACGAAGGGCAAAGUGCGCCUCCCAGCCCUGCACAUAGCUGCCCGCAACGACGACACGCGCACAGCUGCCGUCCUCCUUCAGAACGACCCCAAUGCAGAUGUCCUCUCUAAGACUGGUUUUACCCCGCUGCACAUUGCCGCACACUACGAGAACCUCAACGUGGCCCAGUUGUUGCUAAAUCGUGGCGCAAGUGUCAACUUCACUCCCCAGAACGGCAUCACCCCGUUGCACAUUGCCUCCCGUCGGGGCAACAUCAUCAUGGUGCGCCUCCUGCUUGACCGAGGGGCCCAGAUUGAGACUCGCACCAAGGACGAGCUGACGCCCUUGCACUGCGCUUCCAGGAACGGACACGUGCGCAUUGCUGAAAUCCUCCUGGACCACGGUGCUCCCAUCCAAGCCAAGACCAAGAAUGGCUUGUCCCCCAUCCACAUGGCCUCCCAGGGAGACCACCUGGACUGCGUGCGGCUUCUGCUGCAGUACAAUGCCGACAUUGACGACAUUACGCUGGACCACCUGACGCCGCUGCAUGUGGCUGCCCACUGUGGCCACCACCGCGUGGCCAAGGUCCUGCUGGACAAGGGAGCAAAGCCAAACGCACGGGCCCUGAACGGCUUCACCCCUCUGCACAUCGCCUGCAAGAAGAACCACAUCCGGGUGAUGGAGCUCCUCCUGAAGACAGGCGCCUCCAUCGAUGCCGUCACUGAGUCGGGCCUGACCCCUCUUCACGUGGCUUCCUUCAUGGGGAACCUCCCCAUUGUCAAGAUCCUCCUGCAACGCGGAGCCUCUCCCAAUGUUUCCAAUGUGAAGGUGGAAACGCCGCUCCACAUGGCAGCCAGGGCUGGGCACACUGAGGUGGCCAAGUACCUCCUCCAGAACAAGGCCAAAGUCAAUGCCAAAGCGAAGGACGACCAGACUCCUCUCCACUGUGCGGCACGCCUCGGGCAUUGCAGCAUGGUCAAGCUCCUCCUGGAGAGUGGCGCCGACCCCAACCUGUCCACGACCGCGGGGCACACGCCGCUGCACAUCACUGCCCGCGAGGGGCACCUGGACUGCGCCUGCGCCCUCCUGGAGAAGGAGGCUUCCCAGACAGUCAUGACCAAGAAAGGAUUUACCCCUCUUCACGUGGCUUCCAAAUAUGGGAAAGUGGACGUGGCUGAAGUGCUGCUGGAGCAUAAUGCCCAGCCCAAUGCGGCCGGGAAGAACGGCCUCACGCCGCUCCACGUGGCUGUGCAUCACAACAACCUGGACAUUGUGAAAGUGCUGCUGCCCAAAGGCGCCUCCCCACACAGUGUGGCCUGGAACGGAUACACUCCUCUCCACAUCGCCGCCAGGCAGAACCAGAUGGAGGUGGCCAGCAGCCUUCUGCAAUACGGAGCCUCGGCCAACGCAGAGUCCACCCAAGGAGUGACCCCGCUCCACCUGGCCGCCCAGGAGGGCCAUGCCGAAAUGGUGCUGCUGCUCCUCUCCAAGCAAGCCAAUGGCAACUUGGGCAACAAGAGCGGCCUCACCCCUCUCCACUUGGUGGCCCAGGAGGGACACGUCCAAGUGGCAGACGUCCUCCUCCGACACGGCGUCCGGGUGGAUGCGACAACGCGGAUGGGAUACACACCACUCCACGUGGCUUGCCACUAUGGGAACAUCAAGCUAGUGAAAUUCCUCCUGCAGCACCAAGCAGAUGUCAACUCAAAGACCAAGCUGGGAUACACGCCGCUGCACCAGGCGGCACAACAGGGCCACACCGACAUCGUCACCCUCCUGCUAAAACACGGGGCCUCACCCAACGAAGUCAGUUCGAACGGGGCAACCCCUCUGGCCAUUGCCAAGCGACUGGGCUACAUUUCCGUCACCGACGUCCUCAAAAUCGUCACUGAGGAGACCAGCUUUGUGCCAUUGAGCGACAAGCACCGCAUGAGUUUCCCAGAGACGGUGGACGAAAUCCUGGACGUUUCCGAGGAUGAAGGCACGGCUCACGUAACUCUCCUGGGAGAGGACUUGCCUGGGCCCAAGUCCCACAGGCGGGAGUAUCAGUAUCAGGACGACGAGAGGGAAAUCGUGGAGUUCGUCCCCAAACUGGAUCAUGCGAGGGAAGAGUCACCAGCGAUCCCACGGAUCCCUUGCGUCACGCCGGAGACGGUACUGAUCCGGCCUGAGGAGCCAGAGCAGCCUUCCAAGGAAUUUGACGAAGAGUCCCUCAUCCCAAGCAGCCCUGCGACAGAGACCUCCGACAACAUCAGUCCAGUGGCCAGCCCCGUCCACACAGGGUUCCUUGUAAGUUUCAUGGUGGAUGCUCGCGGGGGAUCAAUGCGGGGCAGCAGGCACAACGGCCUCCGGGUCAUCAUCCCACCCCGGACAUGCGCAGCGCCCACGCGCAUCACCUGCCGCCUGGUCAAGCCCCAGAAACUUCCGGCGCCGCCCCCUUUGGCUGAGGAGGAAGGACUGGCCAGCAGGAUUAUCGCACUCGGCCCGGCCGGAGCACAGUUCCUCAGCCCUGUAAUUGUGGAAAUCCCUCACUUUGCCUCGCACGGGCGCGGGGACCGGGAGCUGGUCAUCCUUCGCAGCGAGAAUGGCUCUGUGUGGAAGGAGCACCGCAGCCGCUAUGGAGAGAGCUACCUGGACCAGGUCCUCAACGGGAUGGAUGAAGAGCUGGAGAGCCUUGAGGAACUCGAAAAGAAGAGGAUUUGCCGCAUCAUCACCACGGACUUCCCCCUCUACUUCGUGGUCAUGUCUCGCGUGUCCCAGGACUGUGAGCUGAUUGGUCCAGAAGGCGGCUCUCUGCAGAGCACAUUGGUGCCCUUGGUCCAGGCCACGUUCCCGGAAACAGCCGUCACCAAAAAAGUCAAGCUGGCUUUGCAGGCGCAGCCGGUGCCGGAUGAGCUGGUGACGAAGCUUCUGGGGAACCAGGCGACGUUCAGCCCCAUUGUGACGGUGGAGCCACGCCGCAGGAAGUUCCACCGCCCCAUCGGGCUGCGUGUCCCUCUGCCCCCCUCCUGGAGGGAGAACCCCCGGGACAGCGGAGAAGGGGAUACCACCAGCCUCCGGCUUCUCUGCAGCGUUAUAGGCCGGAUCAGUACCGUCUCCGGCGUGACGCAAGGGAUCCGUGGGAUCGCUGGUGACUCUUCCCUCCUGAAAAGGCAAAGUGAAAAAGAAUGCAUUGCCUUCAGUGAGCGCAACAUCGGUUACUGGUCAAGUCUUCCUUCCAAGGAAUUUGACGAAGAGUCCCUCAUCCCAAGCAGCCCUGCGACAGAGACCUCCGACAACAUCAGUCCAGUGGCCAGCCCCGUCCACACAGGGUUUCUUGUAAGUUUCAUGGUGGAUGCUCGCGGGGGAUCAAUGCGGGGCAGCAGGCACAACGGCCUCCGGGUCAUCAUCCCACCCCGGACAUGCGCAGCGCCCACGCGCAUCACCUGCCGCCUGGUCAAGCCCCAGAAACUUCCGGCGCCGCCCCCUUUGGCUGAGGAGGAAGGACUGGCCAGCAGGAUUAUCGCACUCGGCCCGGCCGGAGCACAGUUCCUCAGGUUCUGGCUGGCGGAUUGCCCGCGGACAGCCGAAGCCGUCCAUUUUGCCACCCUGCUGUACAAAGACCUGGCCGCCGUGCCCUACAUGGCCAAAUUCGUGGUGUUUGCAAAGAUGAACGACGGGCGGGAAGGCCGCCUGCGCUGCUACUGCAUGACGGACGACAAGGUGGACAAGACCCUGGAGCAGCACGAGAACUUCACCGAAGUGGCACGAAGCCGGGACAUUGAGGUGGUGGAAGGGAUGCCGCUCCAUACGGAGCUGUCUGGGAAUCUGGUGCCGAUCAAGAAGGCCGCCCAGCAGCGCAGCUUCCUGUUCCAGUCAUUCCAUGAGAACCGCCUCAUCAUCCCAGUUAAGGUACGAGACAGCAGUCGGGAAGCAAGUGGCUCGUUGUCGUUCCUGCGCAAGCCCAUGAAAUACGAGGAGCUGCAGCAUGUUCUUUGCCACCUGAACAUCACCAUGCCACCUUGCUCCAAGAGUUCCGGAAGUGAGGAGCGAAGGAGAACGUUGACGCCGCUGGCCCUUCGCGAGAGAUACAGCCUCCUCAGCGACAGCACUUUGGGCUCCGUCAGCAGCACCGAGAAGGACAGGACUGACAUGAAAAUGGCUGUCAUUGCGGAACAUCUGGGCCUCAGUUGGGCUGAAUUAGCCCGGGAGCUGCAGUUUGGAGUGGAUGACAUCAACAGGAUCCGUGUGGAGAACCCCAACUCCCUGCUGGAGCAGAGCAUGGCGUUGCUGAACCUCUGGACCAGCCGUGGGGGACAGAGUGCCAACAUGGAGAACCUCUACACGGCCCUCCGCAACAUUGACCGCAGCGAGAUCAUCAACAUGUUGGAAGGCUCGGCGCGGCAGAGCCGGGGCCUGAAGGGUGACAAGCGCUACUCCAACAGAGACUACUCCCUAUCGCCCUCCCAGAUGAAUGGUUACGCUUCGCUGCAGGACGAGCUGCUCUCCCCCGCCUCCCUGCAUUAUGCGCUGCCCUCCCCGCUGCGUGCUGACCAGUACUGGAGCGAGGUGGCCAUUAUGGACGCCAUCCCCAUGGCCGCCAGCGAGCAGGACGCCCUGAUGGAGAUGUCGGACAUGCAGGUGUGGUCCUCGGGGCUGACCCCCUCGCUGGUGACCGCCGAAGACUCCUCCCUGGAGUGCAGCAAGGCCGAGGACUCGGACGCCACGAGCGAAGGCCGCUUCCCGGGACACAUCCCGGAGGAAGUCCACGGCCCCGACCCGCUGGGCUCCAUGGACCUGGUCGAGGACGACACCGUGGACUCAGACGCCAUGAAUGGCCUGAUGGACAUGCUAGAGCAGGAGGAAGGCCAGCAGAAGGUGCAAGCCCACAUCACGGAGUCGCCCUCGGUCAGCCGCGUCGUGGACAAGGGCAAAGACAGGCUGGGCGAAUGGGCGGUGGAGAGCUCCUUCAUCUCGACCUUCUCGGACCUGCCCAAAGGAGUGUCCUUGAGUCCGCCCAGGUUGCGGCCGGCGGUGCCCUACAAGGUGCGGGGCCGGGAGCGGGAGAGGCCGGAGCACAUGCGCAUUGACUCCUCGGAGGAGAGGGAGAGCCCCCCGCCACACAAGGAUUGGGGCCUCCAGCCGGGGAGGCGGACGGGCCUCACCCAGUGGCUCAAGGAGACCACCGAGAGCAGCCUCUUCGGACAAACGCAGCGCGACGUCCUUGCUGAUUCCUUUUUUCCUUCUCGUCCUUUGACAGUGGAGAACCUCUACACGGCCCUCCGCAACAUUGACCGCAGCGAGAUCAUCAACAUGUUGGAAGGCUCGGCGCGGCAGAGCCGGGGCCUGAAGGGUGACAAGCGCUACUCCAACAGAGACUACUCCCUAUCGCCCUCCCAGAUGAAUGCUGCUUUGCAGGUCCCGACGGAAAGGGGAGGGCUGCGCCACCGCCCCGAGCCUGCCUGGCAGAGAGACCCUCUCCUCCCCACGCAUUGCCGAGCAGGCAAAGUCCGGCUGCAGCUACGCAACGACACUCUCCAAGGGCUGCAUGGAGCAAAGUCAUACGAUACACGGGAGCCCUUUUGCCCCGGCGGGGGGGAAAUACGUUACGCUUCGCUGCAGGACGAGCUGCUCUCCCCCGCCUCCCUGCAUUAUGCGCUGCCCUCCCCGCUGCGUGCUGACCAGUACUGGAGCGAGGUGGCCAUUAUGGACGCCAUCCCCAUGGCCGCCAGCGAGCAGGACGCCCUGAUGGAGAUGUCGGACAUGCAGGUGUGGUCCUCGGGGCUGACCCCCUCGCUGGUGACCGCCGAAGACUCCUCCCUGGAGUGCAGCAAGGCCGAGGACUCGGACGCCACGAGCGAAGGCCGCUUCCCGGGACACAUCCCGGAGGAAGUCCACGGCCCCGACCCGCUGGGCUCCAUGGACCUGGUCGAGGACGACACCGUGGACUCAGACGCCAUGAAUGGCCUGAUGGACAUGCUAGAGCAGGAGGAAGGCCAGCAGAAGGUGCAAGCCCACAUCACGGAGUCGCCCUCGGUCAGCCGCGUCGUGGACAAGGGCAAAGACAGGCUGGGCGAAUGGGCGGUGGAGAGCUCCUUCAUCUCGACCUUCUCGGACCUGCCCAAAGGAGUGUCCUUGAGUCCGCCCAGGUUGCGGCCGGCGGUGCCCUACAAGGUGCGGGGCCGGGAGCGGGAGAGGCCGGAGCACAUGCGCAUUGACUCCUCGGAGGAGAGGGAGAGCCCCCCGCCACACAAGGAUUGGGGCCUCCAGCCGGGGAGGCGGACGGGCCUCACCCAGUGGCUCAAGGAGACCACCGAGAGCAGCCUCUUCGGACAAACGCAGCAUGCCUCCACCCAUCCCCAAGUCGGGAAGUGUUCCUGCUGUCGUGCCAGCACAGGCAUUGCUCUCCGGCCAUGGAAAGGGAAGGCAGGUUUUAGGGUCUGGGUCAGGAGUGGGGAAACCGUGGUGGGCACCAUGUGGGGCUUCCUGACCCAGCUGCUCAUCAGCUUGGUGCUGCUGGGCUUCUUCCUGGUCAGCUGCCAGAACCUCUUGCACAUCGCCCAAGGCUCGUUCCGCUUUGUGUUGAAGCACAUCCACCAGGAGCUGGACAAGGAGCUGGGCGAGACCGAGGGGCUCAGCGACGAUGAGGAGCCCGUCUCCACCCGCGUGGUGCGGCGACGGGUCAUCGUCCAGGGCAACGAAGCGCUGGAGAUUCCUGGGGAACAAGUGACCGAAGAACAAUUCACUGACGAGCAAGGCAACAUCAUCACCAAGAAAAUUAUCCGGAAGGUGGUGCGGCAGCUGGAUACGGACGGCACGGGCGAUGGGCGGCAACACGAAGAGGAGGAGGCCCAAGGGAGCGCCCCCAGAACGGAGCUGCUUGGGGGCAGGAUGGGGGCUCAGAUAGUGAAACGAGCCAGCCUGAAAAGGGGGAAGCAGUGAACCCCCCCAACCCUCCCUCCCUCCAGUGGCCUCUUUGGAGGGCUUUGCCUCGACACCGACCCACUGACCUCCACCCCCCUCGUGCCCCCCACACGGCCAGGCGAGCGAGUGGAGCCGCGAGCUCAGCAGGAAGGGGCCGGCUGGCUGUCCACCGAUUCUUUAGGUUAACGGCAUGAUUUCCGCAAGGGACAUAAUAACUUUACCGUCUUAUUCGCAUGACCGACUGACUGCAGACGCAUGAGCUACAGUUCUUCCUCCUGAAUCAAAGCCUGAACCAGGAAUCCCGGGAGAGGAGGAAGCGACACAACGCCAGUGCGUGCGUGGUGGGGGGCACAAGAGGGGUCCGUCCGUUCCUCGGCUCCCCCCUCGACAACGCCUCCACCUCCCGGGAAGGAGUUUGCCGGACAGAGCUCACCUGCCAUCCCACCUGCCCCUGCUUCGCCCUCUGGCCGUGUCUGGACCUCCUGGGUGCCGGAGGAUGUCAAACGAGGGUCCCCUUGGGCCUGGGAGGCGGGAAGCAGCGGGCGGCUGCCCUGACCCUCCCCUCCUCCCUUGUGUUCGGGUGGAAAAGCGUGACCUGGACAGUUGCUCAAACCUUGUGUAUAUGAUGAUAUGAACAGAUAUCUACUAUGCAAACACAAAUAGGGACGUUCGGCAGGAUUGUAUUGGCUCAUCUCCCUGAAAUACCUCCACAGGCUACCAGUU
Anolis sagrei ordinatus is the source of this 8431-nucleotide messenger RNA. NCBI's taxonomy places the organism in Eukaryota, Metazoa, Chordata, Lepidosauria, Squamata, Anolidae. The record is from RefSeq and is a predicted model, not a curated record.